Phascolarctos cinereus (koala) is the source of this 951-nucleotide messenger RNA. RefSeq names its product olfactory receptor 51I2-like. Gene Ontology annotation, cellular component: plasma membrane. NCBI's taxonomy places the organism in Eukaryota, Metazoa, Chordata, Mammalia, Diprotodontia, Phascolarctidae. Gene Ontology annotation, molecular function: G protein-coupled receptor activity; olfactory receptor activity. Gene Ontology annotation, biological process: G protein-coupled receptor signaling pathway. The record is from RefSeq and is a predicted model, not a curated record.
AUGGGAGUCCUGGCUAAUGUCACCCUUUCUCCUUCACCUUUUUUCCUGACUGGCAUCCCUGGUCUAGAAGCACAGCAUGGCUGGCUCUCCAUCCCCUUCUUUGCCAUGUACAUGGUGGCAAUCAUGGGCAACACCCUGAUCCUGGCAGUAGUGCGAGUGGAUUCCUCUCUACAUGAACCCAUGUACCUAUUCCUGUCCAUGCUGGCCAUCACUGAAGUGGGUGUUUCUGUCUCCACAUUGCCCACUGUAAUGGGCAUCCUCUGGUUUAAUGCCCGUGAGAUAAGCUUGGGAGGCUGCCUGGCUCAGAUGUUCUUUAUCCACACUUUCUCCUGCAUGGAGUCUGGUGUCCUGCUAGCUAUGAGUUAUGAUCGCUUUGUGGCCAUCUACAACCCACUGCGUUAUACAGCCAUUCUGACCCUUCCCCGAAUCGUCAGCAUGGGUUUGGGCAUCACACUGCAGAGUGUGGCAUUCAUGGCCCCACUGCCAUUCCUACUGCAAGGCCUGCCCUUCUGCCAUGCCAAUGUCCUCUCCCAUUCCUACUGCCUCCAUUCAGACCUGAUCCAGCUACCCUGUGCUGACACCACCAUGAACAGCAUCCUGGGCUUGUCCAUCGUCCUGGCUUCCUUUGGACUGGACUCAUUGCUCAUAGUGUUCUCCUAUGCCUUAAUCCUUCGCACCGUACUGGGCAUGGCCUCAAAGGAGGGGAGACUGAAGGCUCUCAACACCUGUGCCUCACACAUCUGUGCUGUACUCCUAUACUAUGUGCCUAUGAUAGGAGUGUCUGUGAUGCACAGAGCUGCCAAGCAUGCCUCGCCCAUCACCCACACUCUCUUGUCCAGUGCCUACCUCUUUGUGCCCCCUGUGCUAAAUCCCAUCAUCUAUAGUGUCAAGACCAAACCCAUCCGCAAGGGAAUACUUUCCCUCAUCUCCCACAAGAGGGUCCUGCCCUGA